Molecule: messenger RNA, 2996 nt
Organism: Sycon ciliatum
Lineage: Eukaryota; Metazoa; Porifera; Calcarea; Leucosolenida; Sycettidae
Product: cAMP-dependent protein kinase catalytic subunit PRKX-like
Exons: 9
Coding region: 796-2391 (531 amino acids)
Biological process (GO): signal transduction; peptidyl-serine phosphorylation
Cellular component (GO): cytosol; cAMP-dependent protein kinase complex
Molecular function (GO): ATP binding; cAMP-dependent protein kinase activity
Source: RefSeq, a predicted model, not a curated record
ACCAUUCGCUUGCGCGGUGGAUACAGGUAACGACUAACGUAAAGACUCGAGUGAAAGUGCCACUGACUGAGCGCUAGCGCUGCCAGAGUUAGUUGUAGUACAUGCACAGCUACAACAAGUAUCUUAGGUUAGGAGGUUUGAGAAAAGAAGCAGCAGCCGAGCGAAAGGGGUAGCGCCAGCGCUGUGCUUGCGCUUUGCAUCAUAGACUCCAGCGAUCCAGGAUCGAUCACUUGUGACACGCCAGAUAUGGUACAGCAGUACGGAUUGCUGAGUAAACCUACGAGUGUGUUUACGAAGUACCAGAACUGGAAGUAGUGGUAGUAGGAGUAGGCGUCGUUGGUCAGUCGCUGGUGAUCAUUGAGCAGCUCAUCAAAGUCGUCUCUCUCUCUCGCCAAGGAUCAGGCAGGACUGCAGCCUAUCUGUCUUCCGGUCAGUUUGAUCCAAGAGCGCUACCGGUCGACAACGCGCUAGAGCUAUCUCUGCUCGUGGUGCGUAGCGGGCACCGCAGGUCCAGCUCGUCUUGCGCCUCUGUUCAGCGCCCUCAUUCAAACAUCGCUUGUGUUCUUGUGUAGUAGGCAAUAGCGUAUACUAUUUACUUGGUAGCAGGUGAAUAGCGUGCAGGGUUGCAUUGGCUGUGAACGCUAGCGCCGCGCUAGGUUCUUGCCGGUAUUCGAUUUGGUGUCCAUCGCUAGCACCAGUCAUCAUCACCUUUCCGCUGCGACAGCCUGCGUCUGUGUGGAGUGCGCAUUGUGAUACAAAAGACUGUGAUCAGGCCGUGGAUCUGCAGCAGAAACAAUGAGUUUGCCGGAUCACCACCACCCUGCUCAGGUCAGUCAUAGCAAAAAGCCACUGGUUUCCUUUUCCCCGCCUUCUCGCCAUUCACACACUGCUGGAGCAGCGCAGAGCUACGUGGAAAGUGGGAACGUGUCACCGUCAGCAGCGACAGCAACCAUUGGUAGUAAUAGCAGCAGAACGAUUCCCAAUGGCAAGCCUUCGCCAUUGGAAGACCCAUACAGCGUUGGCUCAACAACUGCUUCGCUUGAUAUGAUGUCGUUAGGAGAUGUAGCGUCAGCUACUGGUCGUCAUAAUGGUCCUGCAGUAGUAGCUGGACGAGACGCAGCCUGUCCGGUUGCUGCUGGCCAAACAGCCAUUGCAUCCGCACUGCCUGAUACUCCCCCAGCUGGAGCUGCGGCGGCUGUUUGGCCAUCUAGUGAAGGUGCUGCCUCUGCUGCUGCAGUUACUUCAGGACUUUCACGGACGUUGGAUUCUCACUCGUCAUCUGGCCGAGUCCUUGUGUCAGCAGGGGCAAAGAACGGUGCUGGCCCUGUUGUGCCAGCACCAAUCAAGAUAGAUCCUCACUCCGUUGCAGCACACGUUUCAAUGGCCGGUGAUGAUCCAGCCAAGGCCGCCGGGGUUGUCGCUGGUGCUGCGCACAACCUGGCUGAGUUGGUGAUGGGCAAGACUCUCGGCACUGGAACAUUCGGCCGGGUGCGUUUGGUCCGGGGAAAGCGGUCAGGAGACUUCUUUGCCCUGAAAAUCAUGACAAUACAGGAGGUGGUGCGACUGAAGCAAAUUGAACACGUCAAAAGCGAGAAGAACAUCCUGCAGAAGAUCAAGCACCCCUUUGUCGUCGAUUUGAAAUGGACACACCAUGACGCGAGGUUCCUGUAUAUGCUAUUAGAGUUUGUCGUCGGUGGAGAGCUGUUCAGCUAUCUGCGUGCCGUUGGCAGAUUCCACACGAAAGCAGCAUCGUUCUACGCUGCAGAGAUCGUGUCCGCCCUGGAUCACCUACAUAGUAACUCCAUUAUCUACCGAGAUCUGAAACCGGAAAAUCUUCUCAUCGACGGACAGGGCCACAUCAAGAUUACGGAUUUUGGCUUUGCCAAGGAGCUCUCCCAGGAUAACUAUACAUGGACAUUGUGCGGCACACCAGAGUACUUGGCGCCGGAGAUCAUUCAGAAUCGCGGUCACGGCAAGGCAGUUGACUGGUGGGCGCUGGGCAUUCUCAUCUACGAAAUGCUUGUCGGGUAUCCGCCAUUCUUUGAUGAUACGGCAUUUGGCAUAUAUGAGAAGAUCUUGACCGGUGCCAUCGACUACCCUCGCUUUCUGGAGAGUCCUAGCAGGGAGAUCAUCAAAAAGCUGCUGCUUGGUGACAGAACGAAACGCUUGGGAAGCAUGCGGGGUGGAACAGAAGAUGUGAAGAAGCACCGCUUCUUCCGCGACUAUGACUUCCAGAAACUCCGGGAGCAGAAAUGCAAGCCUCCGUUUGUGCCAACAUUCCCAAGUUCAACCGCUAACUAUGCAGCUAACUUUGAUGACUAUGAGGAGGAAGAUCUGUCCAGGGUGCCACGCGUUGCGCCACACGACCUGGCAUUCUUUUCUGACUUCUGAUGUGGGUAGUGCUCAAUUCACUGGAGAUGUUCUGCUUGGAUACCUAAUGAAAUCGCAACCAGAGCCUUCGCAAUAGGCCAUGUGUGUGAGCCCUUCGCGUUGGUUUCAACUGCAGUCAGUAGCUCACAGCCUGUCGUCACCUACGCGUUUCCAGUGUCCAACAGCUGAAGCAAACAACGUAAAUCUGGAGUGCGACACCAAAGGACCGUUUUACCCAUACGCUAACUGCACCAACAAACUUACACAUGCUAACUACCGGUAAUGAGAACGAUAAUAUAUGUAAAGUCAUGGACGUUUACUAAGAGCUGAUAAUAUUCUGGACAAAGUGCAAGGUGUGAAAUUUUGCUCACAUCGAUAAUCACACAGAUGAUGCUUUCAUUUCUAUGUACUUCAUUCAACCUGGAAACGGUCCCUUCUCUAUUUUUCACUUCAUGUCUGCGUGCAUCUGUGUGUCUUUUUUGAUGAAGUAUUUUAAAAUAACCAAUUGAAUACUCCCCCUCUUUUUGACCCCUUGAUGUUUUGCUUGCCAUUCUUCAGAUGUACUUACUAUGUUUUGUUUCUCAGUUGAAAAAAAAGACAUUUGGGAUGGUGGUGUCCCAGAAUAA